GUUUGACAGCCAAACAUGGCUGCCGCUAGCUAGCGCAACCAGCCAACACCUUCGUCUUUUAUUAUUAUUGGCAGCUGUCAGGAAAUAACUAGGGUCGGUAGGGAUUCACAGAGAGAGACUGUGAACGGCUGUCGCCCAUUUUUCGCCUUUCCUGGUUUUUAUCCAGCCGUUUCCCGGUAUGUGAAGGUGGUUUGUGUGCCACGGUGGACACAGGACAGGGGUGAAGUGACACAACAACAGUGGACUGAAGGCGGACUGUUUGUUUCUGUUGGGUUUCUUCACCUUUCUGCUGAUAUGUUUCACAGGUAAUCUUAGGCCUCUCUGUGAACCAGCCCCUCACCCAACUCCUUGCUGAUGAUGUCAUCACCACCAGCAAAGCCCUCUGCUACUUCCUUCUCCCCUGGGUCCCAGAUGCGGCCCUCAGCUGGCCUGGACUCCCUGUCCAUGUCUUCCCUCCUGUCUGGGGAUUUAGAUGAUGAAGGUGAUGGAGGAAAUGGAGGAGGGGAGGAGGAAGGGAUGGGAGACCUAGAAGUGAACCCUUAUGAUGGUUUGCCCUUUUCUUCACGCUACUACGCCCUGCUGGAAGAGAGGCGGCAGUUUCCCAUAUGGAGGCUCAGGCAGAGUUUACUGGAGCAUCUGGAGAGCCACAACAUGGUGCUGCUCAGUGCACCUAAUGGAGCUGGAAAAAGCACCCAGGUGCCACAGUGGUGUGUGGAGUAUGCUUUGUCUUAUGAAUUCUCUCAGGGCCUGGUGUGUUGUUCCCAGCCCUAUUCGGUGACAGCGGCAAGUCUGGCCCUACGCGUGGCUGAUGAGAUGGACCUCAGCCUGGGUCUGGAGGUGGGCUACAGAGUGUCUCAUGAUGACAGCUGUACACCUGACACCCUGCUCAGGUUUGUCAGUGACACCCUCCUGUUAGAGGAAAUUAUGUCAGACCCUCUGCUGCAUCAGUAUGGUGUUGUUGUGUUGGACGAGCUCCAGGAGCGUACUGUGCCCACUGAUGUCCUGCUGGGCUUACUGUGUGACGUCUGCCGGCAGAGGCCAGACAACUUCCGGGUAGUUCUCCUCACUCACCCGACUCUGGCACCUCGCCUCUCCUCCUUCCUGGGACCAUCAGUCCCUCACCUCUCCCUGGACAGCGGGCUCACAGACCUCCCUACUAAAGAGAAGGGGCGUGAGGUAGAGGGGGACAAGAACACUGUUGAGUUUAACAGGGUGGAGACACUGUACCGGGAGCAUCCAUCUGGGAAGGGCCCAGCGGCUGCUGCCUGUCACAUGGUGCUGGAUCUGCACAGAAGGGGAGAAGAAGGAGAUGUGAUGGUGUUUUUGGCCAGUGCACAGGAAAUAGAAGAGUGUGUGGUCCUGCUGGAGAAGGAGUGUGUAGCUCUGAGUCCUCAGCUUGGUCCUCUCAGGAUCCUCCCCCUCCAUUCUGGACUGGGUGGACUGGCCCAGCGGGUCUACGAAUCUAACCCUGAAGCUUCUACACUGAGGCAGAAUGACAGCUCUGAGAGUGUGGAUGGCCCAGUACUGGGAGCAGGAGGGCCGGGGGUCAAAAGGAAGGUUAUCCUCUCUGAUACCCUCGCAGAAGCUUCCUUCUCCCUGCCAGCUAUUCGCUAUGUCAUAGACACAGGCCUUCAACUCAAAACUGUUUACAAUCCACAAAUACGAGCUAACUCACAGAUGGUGAGGAUGAUCAGCAAACACCAGGCUGACAUGAGAACUCAAAGGGUGAACAGCCAUCUUCCAGGACUAUGUCUCCGUCUUUACCCCCAGUCUCUGUAUGAGGAUGGAAUGGAGGAAGCUCAUUGUCCAGGGGUGAUGGAGGAAAACCUCAGCCACUUGGUGCUGAUGCUUAAGAGGCUUGAUAUUGCUGACAUGGGACAGUGCAAGUUCCUGGACAGACCAGCCCCAGAGGCUCUAAUGCAGGCCCUUGAGGACCUGGACUACUUGGCAGCCUUAGAUGAUGAUGGUAAUCUGUCAGAGGUGGGCAUCAUCAUGUCAGAACUGCCACUGGAGCCUCCGCUGGCUAAAGCCCUGAUUGCUGCCUGUGAGUACGACUGUGUGGAUGAGCUGCUCACUAUCGCCGCCAUGCUCACAGCUCCAUCCUGCUUUGUGACAGCAGAACCCAGCAGAGAGGAGGCAGCUAUUACACACUGGAGACCUCUGAUGCAUGCAGAGGGAGACCACAUGACUCUCAUCAAUAUAUAUAACGCCUUUAUAGAGCAUAACCAGGAUGAGGCGUGGUGCACGACAAACUUCCUCAGCCACGCCUCCUUACGAUUAGCUGUGGUGAUCAGGACGGAGCUGUUGGAGGUGAUGCAGCGGAUUGAGCUUCCUGUUUCUCCUCCUGCUUUUGGAUGUCAAGACAACUGCACAAACAUAAAGCGUGCUCUCAUCUCAGGCUUCUUCCUCAAGGUGGCUCAUGAUGUGGACGGCUCAGGUAACUACCUCCUCCUAACUCAUCGCCAUGUGGCUCACCUGCAUCGCUACUCUUCCUACCUGUGUCGGCAGCCGUGUCCCAAACCUCCCAGCUGGGUCUUGUACCAUGAAUUCACCAUCUCCUGCGAUAACUGCAUCUGUAUCGCUUCUGAAGUCCACCCUCAAAUGCUUGUGGAGUUGGCCCCUCAGUACUACCUGGGAAACCUGCCAUCAAGUGAUGGCAAAGAGCUGCUCAUGGAGCUUAGGCAAAGCGUGGGCCCCCCUUCAUACGAGCAGGACGGAGUGUCAGAUGAGCACAGCAGGACUCACAGAGAUGCAGACGGGACGGGAGAAACUCUCAAUCAGUCCAACACUGAGCUCUGUGUUGUCCAAUGAGACAGAAGAAGAGACGGAGCAUCUCAGGAGACUACACUAAACACACAGCUGUCACUUUAUUGUUUGAUCUGAGAUCUGGUACAUUGUGUGAAUUAGUCUGGAAUCUCAUUUGAAGUUAAAUCAAUUUGAUGUGUGAUUUCAAAUGGACUUUUACUGGAAAACACUUAUGUACAGUAAUGUAUUGUUAAUGUAUCUUAUACAUUAUGCAGUGACUUUGGAAAAUAUUCAAACUUCUUCAUUUUCUCCUUGUUGUGCUUUGUAUUGACCUAAUUUAAAAUGUUAUUUAGAAUAUGUUUUUAUUUAAUGAGGGAUUUCUGCAAUUCUGUUUCUGUAAUUCUGCAAAACUAGACUAAUAAUAGUCUGUUAUUACUUUCUCACUGUGGGGUGUAUGUGCAGUGGCACAAAAUCAUCCAUUUUAAAUUGUAGCACAACACAAAUAAGGAAAAGUGGAUGAAAUAAUAUGUCAAACCCUUUAAGUGUCAUUUCUGUUAAUAAGAUUUCAGCUAAAGGUAAUAUGCACUACUGCAGUGAGCAGAGACACUGUCAGUGCUUGACCUUUGACCUCUAUGCAGAAGCCCAUCUCAGGGCUCACUGUGACUUGAUGCUGCAGCGGUGAUGCACAGAGCUUCUAUUUUCAACUUUUUGAUACUGUUUGUAUAAUGUUUGGGUUCCCUGCUUAGAUUCUGCCUUUUUCUCUCCAACUUUGUGUCAAUGAUAAAAAGUCCUUGUGUUACGUGGAUUCUUUUGGUCCUAUCUAAUAGGAUACUUCUGUCAAUACAGUACUUAAAUACUUCAAAUAAAAUUGUGGUUUUCCAUGUU
Molecule: messenger RNA, 3630 nt
Organism: Epinephelus fuscoguttatus (brown-marbled grouper)
Lineage: Eukaryota; Metazoa; Chordata; Actinopteri; Perciformes; Serranidae
Gene: dqx1
Product: DEAQ box RNA-dependent ATPase 1
Exons: 12
Coding region: 355-2811 (818 amino acids)
Cellular component (GO): intracellular anatomical structure; spliceosomal complex
Molecular function (GO): RNA binding
Source: RefSeq, a predicted model, not a curated record